Messenger RNA from Candidozyma duobushaemuli, 690 nucleotides. RefSeq names its product rRNA-binding ribosome biosynthesis protein (gene NOP15). Gene Ontology annotation, biological process: maturation of LSU-rRNA from tricistronic rRNA transcript (SSU-rRNA, 5.8S rRNA, LSU-rRNA). The record is from RefSeq and is a predicted model, not a curated record. The coding region runs from base 1 to 690 and encodes 229 amino acids. Gene Ontology annotation, molecular function: RNA binding. NCBI's taxonomy places the organism in Eukaryota, Fungi, Ascomycota, Pichiomycetes, Serinales, Metschnikowiaceae. The transcript has a single exon. Gene Ontology annotation, cellular component: nucleolus.
AUGGCCAAAUCCGUCAGCCAGAAAAAAACGAAACAAGCCAAGAAGGAGGAGCCUAAGGUUGAGGAGGAGAAGAUUGCGCUAGAAUCUGCUGACUCGCUGAGCGACGAGCAGUUUUCCAGUGACGAUGAGGAAGUUGACAUCGAAGGUCUCGAGACUCAAACUUCUACAGCCAAGACCACGCAGAGCGUCGGCGGUCACACGGUCAACUUUGAAGUUCCAGAAAAGAAGGCUACCCAGGCCGCUCACAAGAAAAGAGGCGUCAUCUACAUCGGCCGUCUCCCACAGCAUUUCCAAGAGAAGGAAGCCAAGAAGUACUUCAGACAGUUUGGCGACAUCACCAGAAUGAGACUUGCCAGAAACAAAACCACCGGCCGCAUGAAGCACUUUGGAUUCAUUGAGUUCAAGGAAGAGGAGGCCGCCAAGGUGGCUGCCGAGACGAUGAACAACUACCUCAUCUUGGGCCACUUGAUGAAGGUGCACGUUAUUGACAACCCCAGAGACGAUCUUUUCCCAGCCAACCUCAAGAGCACAUUCACUGAGUUUGACUGGAGAGCCAGGGAGUACGCUGCUUACCAUGAGAAGAAGCCUUUGGCGGUGUGGGAGGAGAAGCAGGCUGCAUUCGAGGCCCAGAAGAAGGCCAAGUUUGACGAGUUGAAGGAGCUUGGUUUCGACUAUGCUCUUGAGGCUUGA